AUGUCUGGAAACUUCCCAACGAAAUCUGCUGGGAGUAACAGCAGUAUUGGUAAAAUUUCAACAAAUGAGAUAUUUCAAAAUAAAAAUUUAGAUUCUGGUAAUUUAAAGCUCCCAAUGCUAAAACUAACUGAUAAUAUUGGUAAAACGAUGAUCACUGCUGAAAUUGCAUCAACUACUAUCAAUUCACAAAACGUUUAUAUCUCUAAGGCACCGGCUGCUUUUACAAAUAGUAAAACUAAAGUCGAUUUGACAUUAAAGGAAUAUCAUAUCAAGAAUUUGAUUAGCAUAAACUCUAUUGAUCCAAUUUCACAAUUUCAAAUUAAUGAUUCAAACACUAAAAUGUUGAUUGUUGAUCUUUCAACAAGUAAUUCAUGCCACAUGCCAAAUUAUAUGGUUCAAAAUAAUGACAACAUUGAAUUGAUACAUUUGCCAUUACCUAGUACUUUGGUGAAAAGACCUAAUUUCGAUUUCCUAAAGCUUGCUAAAACUGCAAUUACUAAUGAUAAUAAAUUGAAUAAUUUAACUGAAUUGAUUCAAAACUGUUCAGUAUUUAUAUUUUUCGAUGGUGCCAGCAAUUAUAAAAAAUGCUCGCUUUCAACUUACUGGUUUAUAACGAAAUUUAACAGUUACAAAAACAUAGCUGAUACUGAUAGGAUUUAUUUAUUGGAUGGAUGUAGCGCCAAGUCAUCGUGCAAUAUACCCAGUUUAUAUAAUGAAAAACCAAAGAAAUCGAAAUUUAAUUUGACCAUUGAAAUUCCUUCGGCAGCAACUACUGAUGAUAAAAAUUCGAUGUUUAUCAAAUCAAUAAAGAAAGAUUAUGUCCAUUACUCCCCAACGUCCCUCAAGAAGUACUUUGAUUUUGAUGUACCGAAAGGUCUUUUGGGUCAUGAAGAUUACCUUCCAACUUGGUUAAGAGGUUAUGUGAUACAAACAGAUGAAGAAAAGGAGGCAGUUUUAAGACAACUCCUAUCUAAAUUCGAAUUACUUGAAAAACUGGAGAAUGAUAGACUAGAAAAAUCAAUCAAUGUAUCAACACUUCGUGAAGCAUCCAAAACUCAAGAAGAUAGAAGGACAAGGCAAAAUGUAUAUAGUCUAGCAGAAUUGCAAAAACAAUAUAAGAAAAAGAAAACAAUGGAUUCGAAAAAUACAUCAUUGAUAUUUAAUAGUGAUUUUAAGGUUGUUUCAAAUCUGACCUCCCAUUUUAGGGAGAAUCAAUUAUUCACAAUAGCUCCACCUAAUCCUCUAUGUCAUAACCAAAAAUGCGCCUCCUCAGCUUCCACAACUCCAGAUAGCGAUAACCUUGUGACACCUUUAGAUUUUUAUGAAAUAUCUCAGGGAGUUCAGUCAUUCAUGAAGAAUAGAUAUUCAAAUAUUUUACCAUAUGAACAUUCAAGAGUGAAAUUACAACCUUCACCUACAACAGUAGAUGACACUGGGAUUUCUUUACCACCGAUAAGUAAGGCUGGAAUACCUAAAACUACCGUUAAAAGAAAUUCCUCAUACUUUGCUGAUGAUGACAGCUAUGUUAAUGAUACAAAAUUGUUGAAUACAGGAAUUUUCAAUGAUUACUUCAAUGCUAACUAUCUAAAACUAUCACAAUUAAAUUCUGAUUUUGUAUACAUCGCUACUCAAGCCCCACUACCUUCCACCAUGGAUGACUUUUGGAAAGUGGUAAUAUCUAAUAAUGUUUCAGUAAUUGUUUCAUUAAUCUCUGAUGAUGAAUUAAAUAUGAGAAAGUGGGAUAUUUAUUGGAAUAAUAAUUCGAUGAAGAAACAUGAUAUCACAAUAGAAAAAACAAUUCCAAAUAUAUUUGGUAUUGAUGGUUGUGUAUUGAGGAUAUUUAAGGUUCGGAAACAACAAGAUGAGGACGAAACUUCUAAGGCUUUAUUAGAGGAUGGAAAAAUUGUAUACCAAAUUCAAUAUACUAAAUGGUUAGAUUCGUGUGGUGUUAAUAUGGAAGAUAUUAUUAAACUGUAUGAAUUAAAAAAUAUGAUAGUAAGGAAUAGAUCAAGCUUGCUGGAUAACCCAAAUCUAGAAAAUAUAACCGCAGAUAAUAUUUUAAAACAAGAUAAGUUACUAAGAGGGAACGAAUAUUCAUAUGAAUCCCAUCCGCUGCUGGUGCAUUGUUCAGCUGGAUGUGGUAGAACCGGUGUGUUCAUCACCUUAGACUUCUUGAUGAACGUCUUCACAAAAGAAAUGAACGCCAAUAAUAAAAUCGAUGUAUGGCAAAUGGAAGAAGAUCUUAUUUUCGUUGUUGUCAAUGAAUUGAGAAAACAACGAUUAUCUAUGGUACAGAAUUUGACACAAUAUAUUACCUGUUAUGAAGCACUACUCCAAUAUUUUGCAUUAUCAAAGAAUAAGGAAAAACUUAUAGAUUGA
This is a messenger RNA of Vanderwaltozyma polyspora DSM 70294, 2379 nucleotides long. RefSeq names its product tyrosine protein phosphatase PTP2 (gene PTP2). NCBI's taxonomy places the organism in Eukaryota, Fungi, Ascomycota, Saccharomycetes, Saccharomycetales, Saccharomycetaceae. Gene Ontology annotation, biological process: protein dephosphorylation. The transcript has a single exon. The record is from RefSeq and is a predicted model, not a curated record. Bases 1 to 2379 code for a protein of 792 amino acids. Gene Ontology annotation, molecular function: protein tyrosine phosphatase activity.